Diorhabda carinulata is the source of this 5865-nucleotide messenger RNA. Its product is annotated as coiled-coil domain-containing protein CG32809. Bases 589 to 4230 code for a protein of 1213 amino acids. The record is from RefSeq and is a predicted model, not a curated record. The transcript is spliced from 22 exons. Gene Ontology annotation, cellular component: cytoplasm. Lineage: Eukaryota; Metazoa; Arthropoda; Insecta; Coleoptera; Chrysomelidae.
AGUCAUGCGGCGUUUGUUGUGCUUGAAAGGCGUCGGCGUAACGUCGGGGUGACAGGCGUCUCUGAAAAACUACCGCAUCACAAUAUAGUUCAUUCCCGGUAAUUUCAUUCAUAUGGUUCACCGUUAAAUUUCAGUUUAAUGGAAAGGUUUUUUUUAUAGUGGUACCUAUAAUUGAUGCGUCGUAGUUUCGUGGAAAACGUGAGAUUCUAUUAUUGUGAUUUCGUGAUGUCGUUGAAACAAAUGUUACCGUUUUUAUUUUGAAUAUAAAAAUCGAACGGAAACAAUUACAACGUUUAUUGAAGCGGGAAGAAACUAUUAUGAAUUGAUUUUGAACGUUUACUAAUGUACUUAACAAUAGUGAUUGAUAUGAUUAAGCUAAACAUUUGCUUAUGCUUUGGAGAAUAUAAUGUCAACAGCCGACAUAUAUAAAGGACAAAAUUUAUAAAAAAUUGAAAAUUUAUAACGAUAAGUUAUGUGCUCCUGACACGAACUACUUACCUUUUCAUGAAAUAGCAAUAUUUACGGAGAAUGGAAUUGAUCAUUCACAGAAUUGUGUACAUCGGUGGUGUUGUGAUAAUUUGAAUUAAAAUGUGCUCAAGAUGCAGUCGCUGUUGCAGAAAAAAUUUGGAUGAUGAUGAAGACAUAUCUUCGACCAGUAUAUGUUCAGAAGAAGAAUGGAAUUCUGAUGGAAAGUCAGGAAGAAUAUUGUCUGGAAGUGAAGGUGGUCGUAGCGAUAAUGAAAGUGGAGAGGUGAGAGGACGAAGUAGGAAUACAAGAAGGGACGAUCCUCGAAGGCAUACCUUGGGAGGUGAUCAGCAAUAUUUGGCGAUGUCUGGCCAAGGCGGGCCUUUAUCAAGGACGAUGGAUCUUGAGAUGAGUUCAACAAGGGCUAGAAAGGGACAGCCGAGAGGAUAUCCACCUCCUACGAAUUCCAUGCUGUUCGACGAUGAUCCUGGGAUCAUGUCAGAAGUAGAAACUAGUUCGACUGGUUUUCGUAGAGGCGGGAAACAAAGGAGCUCGCUUCCAGUUGUUAGAACCCCAAGUAAAACUUUAGAAAGACCACUAGGUUUAGUAUUCCUCCAAUAUCGAAACGAAACCAAAAGAGCUCUGUUACCGAACGAAAUAACAUCAAUUGAUACGGUCAAAGCGUUAUUUGUCAGAUCUUUUCCGAAACAGCUCACUAUGGAAUAUUUGGAUUCACCGAAUGUCAAAAUAUACAUCCACGAUUCUUCCAAAGAUAUGUUCUACGAACUAGAAGACCUUAGAUCACACCUUCGCGAAAUUCGAGAUAGAUCGGUAUUACGACUAUUUGAGUCUGCUGAUGUUACCGGCGGACUUCCGAUGGCUGGUAUUGGAAUCGCCGGUGGAGUUGGACAUUUUGAGGAUCCCAGUUAUUUUUCAGAACCAGAGUUCGACUCGGAGUACCAGCAUCAACACAUCCAUAAAAGCAAGGGCAGUGCAGGUAAAGCACCAUAUUAUAUGGGAUCAACAGCAAGUCUUCAACGAGGUGCUACAUUUCUUAGAACAUAUUCUCCAGCUGUAGCAAGUUUAUCAGCUGAUAGGAUGAAACCUCUUCCGACUGGUGCGCCCCCAAAGCCACAACGAGCUUACAGAAAUGGGGCGACGCCUCCAGGGUCUAAUGAUGGCCCUCCAGAUCGAUUCGUUCCAUUCCAAAGGCCCGUCAACCCCAUAUAUAAUAUACCAGAUGGAUACAUGUCUUCCCCUGAGAGAAGUUCGCGAUAUGAAGACCCAUAUUAUAGCCAAUAUGGAACAAGAUCAGGAUCAAUUACUCCGGUAAUUGAUGAAGAAAUUAGUGAUACGGAAUUGCUGGAUGAAUCAUACUCUUUAUAUGGGGUUAAAAUUCCUGGAAGCGGAUCAAGAAUAUCCAACAGAUCACCUUUUCCAGCGCCAGCCUCAGUCCCUCCUUAUGACGCAACACGAUUACGAGUGGAAAAUAUGGAACGCCAACUAGCAAACCUCACAGGAUUAGUCCAAAAGGCACUAACUCAACCCAACACUUCCCAUCUACAAGUACCAGGCAGAGAAGGAUACAGAGGAGAUGAGUUCGAUAAGAACUCCAGUUCCAGUUCAACAUCAUUACCAGAUGACUCUUACAUCAGGUCUGAUAGUAAAGCCCCUAAAUUGGGUAAAAGUGGUUGUCAUAAAUCGGUGUCAUUUGAGAAAUCUGUUUCGUUCAGUGAUGAGCCCCCAGAUAUGAAUUCACCGAAACAACAUAGUCCGCAGCAUUCAGCGGAUACUAAACCAGCAAAACCUGCUAUAAAAUCAUCAACUUUACCAAGGACUUCAUCACAGGAACGAGAUCGUCUUAAACCAGCUCCACCAGGUAAAUCGACAUCGUUAUCUCCAAGUUAUGAUAGCAGGAUUUAUAGAGACUUACAACUAACACCAGAGAUGUACAAUCAACUUAGAGGGCUACAGAAAAAAGCUAAGGAUUUGAGAGCCGAGGUCCGAAAUUUGAGAAGGAUGUCUCAAGCUCAAGCACAUUCAGUAAAAGAAACAAUACGAGACACUUUCAUCAAAAUUCGAGCUAUGCUUAUGGCUGGUGGAGAACAGGUUUGGCAAGCAGGCAUGGAUCAAGAACGCGUUAGAUUAACUCGAGAAGAGGAUCUUUAUAAACAAGAAAUGUUAAGAUUAGAAACAGAUUUGGGUGAUCUUGAAUCUACAGUGGAAGAGCUCAGAGGAAACGUAAUAAAUAGAAAAACAAGAGUGAAUAUGUCAGAUGUGGAAAAUAUGGCCUUAAUAUUAAGUAAAAGCUCCAAAACAGUUGCUGAUCUCAAAUUAAGGUUUCCUGGUUUACAAGAUAGCAUGAAAGCUUUCUUAACGACGGAAAUGGAAAAAGUUAUGAGAGAGGAGACAUUUUUAAAAGAAGAACCCGAACGUUUAGAGAGCGCUCUUCGAAGAUGCAAGAAGCUAACGGGUACUCUUGUUACACUCAAAAGGUUAGCUAGUGUACAAGAACAAAGGCUUCCUGCUUCUAAUUCAAACGACGGUCGUCUUUCUCCCACCCCUACCGAAACACCACCAAUAACUCCUUCGUCAACGCACAGCAAGCCCCCUACCGCACCACGUUUGGGGCAGAUCCUCGUCGGGGGAGACAGCAGUGCCUCCGACAGUAGCCAACGUCCGGAGAACGCACUCGACGCUCUGUUAGAUGAGCUUCAAACAUUCUCCAAACCACAUCCCAUUGCUCAAAACCAAGAUACCAAUGCUUCUGAACCCCCCGCUAUUCCCGUUAAAGGCGUAAGGCCACCACAAAUAUCAGAAAUUGGAAGAAAAGGUAGCAUGGAUUCAGCAAAUUUUCUUCCCGCUCAAAAUCUUUCCGUAAGCACCGCCACUGGAAGUCUUAGAAGAUUACACUCAUAUCCCAGUGGAUCAGAUACUGAUAACAGUCCUCCUAUUCAACCCCUUCAAAGAGAAAAUAAAACUGCCGCAAAGCCUCCUCUACCGGAACGUAAUCAAGAAUUGUUGCAACAAGUAGCCGGCAAGAGAGUACCUCCUCCUCCACCACCCAGAACUAGCUCGAAAUCACCUCUGGCUUCUCCUACAUCACCUAAUUUACCUCCUAAAUCACCUGCUGUAGGACUUCAACAUAUCCAGAAUGUACAAAAUAUGGUAGAGAAACCAUUGUCUCAGUUUGAACAGGCGACUCAAAAUUUAGGACUUCAAACUUUACGUAGGAAUAUUCCAAAUAGAUCAAGUAUUAAAGAUCCCUCAAAAUCUCAAACUCUGCCAAGAAACAUCGGUUCUAAUCUCAUACAAGUUCCUUCUGAUGCAGAUAUGGUUUCGGCAAGUAAUAGUAGUAGUUGCGAAAGUGUUAAUUCUCAAGAUGGCUCUAAAAAAACAAGAAAAGAAGAAUUGGAACAACGGCAUCAAGAAUUACUAAAAAAGCAGAAAGCGUUACAAGAACAAUACGCAAGGUUACAACAGCUACAAAGGGGAAAUAACACGCUAGCUGUAGUUCCACCAGCCCCUGAACAGUUGUUGAAGAAAACAGGUAGUGAAUCCAAUUUACUCCAGAAAAUGGGAUUACAGCUUACCACUUCACAAAUCACAGGAUCUCUAACCAAUUUACCAAAUACAACCAAAACGCUAUUGGUUAAUACCAAUUCUAAUCCAGUCAACAGUUUACCAAAUAACGUAGAAGAACAAAACAAUAAAAAUACGACAAAUACUCAUUCGAAUACCGUUUUCGAAACCGACAUACUGUGACCUACUGAUAUAAGAUUGCUCUGUGCAUGUUGAGAAUGUCACACAUUUAACCUCUCCCCAUAUCACGGAAUUACGGAUUGUUAUCUUUUUUUAUUAUUAAAUGUUAGGUGUUUCAAACUAAUUUAUUUAUUUUUUAAAUUAAUGAGUGUUGUUCAAAGAUCCUACUAACGUUGUCUCUUAUUUAAUAGUUGUUAACUUGCUUGAUAUUUUGCUCAGUAAAACUUACGGGUCAUUGUUUCAUUCACCAGAUAAAAUGUACCGAAAAUAUUAAAUCUCAAUUCUAAUUAGAAAAAGCAUGCCCUGUAGGCCCAUAGCUUAAAAGUGAUUCUCUUCUUCUCUUUCAUAUUUUUGCUUUUGUUUUCCGGUGCUGAAUUUAUCUCUCUCUAUCUGUCAGGUAUUCUAAAAUCUGUCUAUUCUAUCUUGUCCUUGGUCUUUUUUUUCUUGUUAUUUCUUGUUCUAGGUCAUUUUUUUGUUGCUCUGAAAUCUGGCAUUCUUUAUAUGUGACCCAGUCACUUUGUUCUUUUGGAUCCUAUUAUUUUUCUAAGUUCUGUUCCUCCAAAUAAACUCUGUUUUCGUUAUUUGUUCUUCUCGGUCAUAAUUAUUCUCCCUUUCACCCCCUAGUAUCCUCCUUUCCUUUCCCAUAUAUCUAGUCAGUUGUUCGCUAGUAUCAAAGAAGCGAAUUUGGACGCUUUAAAAACCAUUGUGACCUGCGCACUGAGUAUCCCUCCUUCUGGCGCCUAAGUCGAGAGGGUAUUUUCUCAAAUGAAACUCAAAUAGACGAAGUUCAGGAAUCACUGCAACGUGUAUCUGAUGAUUUUUUAUCUAAUUCUAAACAAGAUAAAGGCUAGAUUAAUGCUGCACGUAGCAAAAAUAAUAUCAUUGAAAAAAGUAGUGAUUGAUUGAUGGAAACUGAAGGAAAUACUGCACGUCAUCCAGUUUACUUUUCGUUCAGUUGUUAAUUUUUUGUAAUUAUAAUAUCGUUCUGUGUGGAAUUGUAAAUAGCAUUCGAAAAUAAAAUUUAUGGUUUGCUAUUGUAACUCUUCUUUCGUCUCAACUUCUUUUUUGGCAACCUUGAUUACAAGGCCCAACUUCUUCUUUAUAUCACUCAAUAAUUAAAAAGAGACAACGUUCGAUGACUACACAGAAAUAAUCUUAAUGUGGAAUAUUGACAAAUAAAAGUGAUUGUUAAUAAAAUUAGGAAAUGUACGGCACUUUCGCUACGAUCACACUAUUUAUUAUUACGAGAAGAUUGUCCUUAGCAACAAAAACUUUUUCCAAACAUGCAAAAUAAUAAGAUCAAAAGGUUAGAAAAAUUCCGAUAACAAUUGAGUUGCUUUGGACUAAACUAAACGUAAUUUGUUGAUAAUAUGGAGAUCAUUAAGAACUAUUCAAUCCAUAAAUUGUACAAUGUACUUAUUUGAAUUUUUAUUUAUUUAUUAUUUGAAAUGGCAAAGCUUGUAUGAUAUAUUUAUGUAUGAUUUAUAAGAACCCAGCAAAAUAUAUGUUCAUAAUACAACAAUAUUGGUCACAAAUACAUUUGUUUUUAUUGAAUUAUAUUUGUACGGCUCCGUAUAAUUAUUAUUAAGUGAACUACUAACACUUUUCUUGAUUGAAAAAUAAAAAUUUUACUCCUAA